UGCCCGUGGCCGACGCCAUUGGCCGGCCGGGUUCCAGCCUUUGUUCCGGGCCGCCGGGAGAUCGCGGUGGUGGUCCCUGUGCGUGUGCGCGGGCGAGGUGAGUCCGCCCUGGCUCCUGGGUCCUGUACGGGGAAGGGGCCGGGGGCGGGCGGGUCCCCACAGCCGCGGAGCCCCGAGCGGCGUGUGUUUCGCGGCGGCCUGUGCAGCCGCCGUGCGUGCUCCCGGGUAACCUGUACGCAACCCGGUGAGCCGCGCGACCUUCGUGCAGGUGAGCACCUGUGGCUUCGGGCUGCGUAAGCAGCGUCCGCUGCCCCAGAGCCCCGGAGAGAAGACAGCCCCGCUCGGCGCGCGUCCGCGCAGCCUUCGAGGGCGCCGGCCGCCCGGGGUAGCGUGGCUUUGCGCUCGCUGCACCUUCCGUCGUUUCUCCGCCUUCAACUUUCUCUGCGAAACAAGCUUCCCAGAGACCGGCCUUGAAUCCGCCCCAGAGACGAUUAUCCUCCAGCACAGCCCAGAAUGGCCGCAGCCCUGGAACCCGAGGGACAAAGAGGACUUGGGGUAGUGAAAGCGGAAGACCGUUACCGGGGACGGGACCCCGGCCCACAAAACUACAGCCCCCGCAAGAGGGAAGUGUUCCGGCAGCACUUCAGGAGGCUCUGCUAUCGGGAUGCACCCGGGCCCCGGGAGGCUCUCACCCGGCUGUGGGAGCUGUGCCGCCGGUGGCUGAGGCCGGAGUGCCACACCAAGGAGCAGAUUUUAGACCUGCUGGUGCUGGAGCAGUUCCUGAGCAUUCUUCCCAGGGACCUGCAGCAGUGGGUGCAGGCGCACCAUCCAAACACUGGGGAGGAGGCGGUGAGCGUGCUGGAGGACCUGGAGAGAGAGCUGGAUGAGCCUCAGAAGCAGGUCCCAGCCAAUUCAGAAAGACAGGACACGCUCUUGGACAAGUUGGCCCCCUUGGGAAGGCCCCAUGAGUCACUGACUGUCCGGCUCCAUCCCGAGAAGAUCCAUGAGGAGCAGGAAUCUGGGGAUCCCCAGAGGAAUGGUGAUGAAACCAGCACUAAGAAUGAAGUGUUGUCCCAGAAGGAAGAUACGCCCAAGGACACACAGUUCCUUGGCAAGGUAAAUGACAGACUUAACAAAGACAUUCCUCUGCCUCCUGAACCCGGAGAUGCUACUGAAAGCAAGGGCAGAGUGGAGUGGCCGCAGAGGGAAAGAAGGCGCUACACGUGCGAGGACUGCGGGAAGAGUUUCAGUCACAGCUCAGACCUCAGCAAACACAGGAGGACUCACACUGGAGAGAAACCCUACAAGUGCGACAAAUGUGGGAAGGCCUUCAUUCAGCGCUCCCAUCUUCUCGGACAUCACAGAGUACACACUGGAGUGAAACCUUAUAAAUGUGAAGAAUGCGGGAAAGAUUUUAGUGGGCGCACAGGUCUUAUUCAGCACCAGAGAAUCCACACGGGUGAAAAACCCUAUGAAUGUGAGGAGUGCGGGAGGCCCUUCCGCGUGAGUUCGGCCCUUAUCAGACAUCAGAGAAUUCAUACAGCAAAUAAGCUCUACAACAAAAACGAAGAAGCAGCAGUGGCUGGAGCUGCACCAGGAGUUGUGGGAACAAGUCUCCCGGGAGCUGCUACCGAGGUGCAGCAGGGGAGUCCUACAGGAGAACCGCCGGGUGCUGGGACCCUCAGCGUGGUCUCCAAGGACGCCGGGAGCCCGCGGGCCGUGGCCCCUAGCGCUAGGGAGGCGCCACAGCCCGGGCCGGAGAUCCGCACCAGCCCGCGGUCCGCGGCUCCUUGCCGCCCUCCGCUCCGGAGCCGCUCGCAACCGGAAGUGGCUCGCAAACGCGAGAGCUCGGGAAAACGGGUCCGCUCUUCCUCGACGGCACAAACACUGGGGUUCCGGCCCGAAAGAGCCCUGGGGCCCCAGGCUGUGAACCGUGAUGGGGAGGAAUUCCUCAAACGAUCGGCAGUCUGUACAGGAGGCUCGGAGGACAGCCGAGUGCGGGGGUCUUUCCGCGCCCAGUCGCCAGCACCGCCAGGACCCGAGCUCGCGCCCACGUCCCCACUCCCGCCGGGGACCGCUAAGCGCGCACCGGCGGACGAGCCCGGGGACUGCGGAGGGCGGGGCGCCGGUCCCCGUAGCCGGCCGGCCAUAGAGCUUCCAGACCUCCAUGUUCCUAGAGAGCCUCCGGAAGUGCCUCCCGACAAGAUGCGCCUCGGUCGAGGUUGUGCCUUCGCGGGUUUGGAAGUUGGAGGCCGGCGGGCCCGCGUCCGACUACAGCUCUCGCCCCGGUUUGCCCCCCGCCCUUCCUGCGAGCCCGUCCGUCCGUCCUCUGCAGCCUCCCUUCCCCGCCCCGGGCCGCCCCCGGAACUCGCGGAGAGGAAGCAGAAGGAAGGGAAUAUUCCCCAGAUGGAUUUGGCAUGGCAGAAAGCUAAGGAGAUGGCAGCAGAAUCAAGAAAGUUGUCAGCCUCAUCCCCACCAGACCAAGCUCCUGAAGAAGACCUUGUAAUUGUCAAGGUAGAGGAAGAUCAUGGCUGGGACCAGGAAUCUAGUCUGCAUGAAAAUAACCCUCCUGGCCAGGAGUUAUUCCGUCUGCGCUUCAGGAAGUUAUGCUACCAGGAGACAUUAGGACCCCGAGAAGCUCUGAUCCAACUCCGCGCACUCUGUCAUCAGUGGCUAAGGCCAGAUUUGAACACCAAGGAGCAGAUCUUGGAGUUAUUAGUGCUAGAACAGUUCUUGACCAUCCUGCCUGAGGAGCUUCAGACUCUGGUUAAGGAACAUCAGCUAGAGAACGGAGAGGAGGUGGUGACCCUGCUGGAGGAUUUAGAAAGACAGAUUGAUAUAUUAGGACGGCCAGUCCCAGCCCGUGCACAUGGACAUGGACUCUGGGAGGAGGUCGUACAUUCAGAGUCGACACCAGGGCUUCCAAAUACUCAGCUCCGACCCAUGGCAACGCAGCACAAAUCUCCGGUGUCCCAAGGGUCACAAGAGAAAGCCAUCUCUACUUGUGAGAGUCCUGCCUCUUCCCAGAAAGGAAGUCCUGGGAACCAGCAGAUGACGGCCACGCUUUUCACAGCAGGGCUGCAGACUUUGGAGAAGAUCGAAGACAUGGCUGUGUCCCUAAUUCGAGAGGAGUGGCUUCUUGAUCCAUCACAGAAGGAUCUGCAUAGAGAUGACAGGCCAGAAAAUUACAGAAACAUGUUCUCCCUGGGUGGUGAGACCAGGAGUGAGAACAGGGAAUUAGCUUCGAAACAGGUAAUAUCUACUGGAAUCCAACCACAUGGAGAGACAGCUGCCAAAUGCAACGGGGAUGUUAUCGGGGUUCAUGAGCGUGGAGAAGCCCGAGAUCUUCUGGGCAGAUUAGAGAGGCAGCGGGGAAAUCCCACCCAGGAGAGACGGCAUAAAUGUGACGAAUGUGGGAAGAGCUUUGCCCAGAGCUCAGGCCUUGUUCGCCACUGGAGAAUCCACACUGGGGAGAAACCCUAUCAAUGUAACGUGUGUGGGAAAGCUUUCAGUUAUAGGUCAGCCCUUCUUUCCCAUCAGGAUAUCCACAACAAAGUAAAACGCUAUCACUGUAAGGAGUGUGGUAAAGCCUUCAGUCAAAACACAGGCCUGAUCCUGCACCAGAGAAUUCAUACUGGGGAGAAGCCAUAUCAGUGCAAUCAGUGUGGGAAGGCUUUCAGUCAGAGUGCAGGCCUCAUUCUGCACCAGAGAAUCCACAGUGGGGAGAGACCCUAUGAAUGUAAUGAGUGUGGGAAAGCUUUCAGUCAUAGCUCUCACCUCAUUGGACAUCAGAGAAUCCACACAGGAGAGAAGCCCUAUGAGUGUGAGGAGUGUGGGAAAACCUUCAGGCGGAGCUCACACCUCAUUGGCCAUCAGAGAAGCCACACUGGGGAGAAACCCUACAAAUGCAAUGAGUGUGGGAGGGCCUUCAGUCAGAAGUCAGGCCUGAUUGAACAUCAGAGAAUCCACACUGGAGAAAGACCCUAUAAAUGUAAAGAAUGUGGGAAAGCCUUCAAUGGGAACACUGGCCUCAUACAGCAUCUGAGAAUUCACACAGGGGAGAAGCCCUAUCAAUGUAAUGAGUGUGGGAAAGCCUUUAUUCAGAGGUCAAGUCUCAUUCGGCAUCAGAGAAUCCACAGUGGAGAAAAAUCUGAAUCCGCAGGAGUUUAGGGAAAAAACUACAGUCCUAGUGUGGGCAUUAUUCAGAAUUAGAGAAUCCACAUGCUGGUGAGAGGUCUUUCAGUGCAAGUAAAAAGCCAGAAACUUUGUCAUCACUGCACCCUUAACGUAGGAUCAGAAUCGAUAGCGGUGGCAGGGUUUGAAUAGCUCUUCAGUAGUUUGGGCCGGUUCCUUGAUGCAGGUGGAUCAGCUUGACUGUCUUAGGAGGUGUCUGAUGGAGUGGAGCUCCUGGUGGCCUAAUGCAUCCUUCAGAAACACAAUAGCAUCUGAGCAAGUGGCUGGUGGUGGAGGCACUUAAUUUUGUCUUGCGGGUGAGUAGCUGUAGGUGUGAGAGAGGCUCCUCCCGGUUCCUCUGCUGCUUCCCAUCUCCUGUGAUCUCCUUCCCCCACUGAUUCCCCGGCAGGCGCACUUGUUAUCCCGAUCUGAUCUGAGAAGCUACUUUAGAGUUUGAAGCGGCCUCCCUGUGAGACUUGUAUUUGUAUUUAGCUUUCUAAGAACCUAGUUCUAGGGAAAUUUUUACAGACACAUAAUGUAUUUAUGCUUAAGUGUGCGUGUUCUUUUAUUCCAACGUUCCUGAUAGUGGAAAACCGUAUUCCCACGCAAACUCAGAAUGCUAUAUUUUUAACAGCACUCCAGCAUUUUUCUUCAUAUAUCACCUUCACUGACUCCUCUGAGUCACUGAGCAUCCAUACGUGUCCUCCACCACCCCCACCCCCAGCACCUGUGUCAGCAAAAGAAGUGAUGUUUGUGGGAGUGAAGCAGAGAAGGAGGUGAGUGGAGACCCAGCCUGGCUGCUCUCGAGCUUGGGUGGUUGUACCUUUGGAUGACUUCCGGCUCCUUUUCCACCUUCCCACUGUAUGCCGUGGUGCACAGAGGUGUGGACACUGCUCCGGUUAUAGCAUCGUGUGGGCAAAAGGGGAGACGGGUGCUUGAAGACUUAAAGUCCUUACAAAGAACGUGCACUCAUCCCUUCUGGCCCAUUACAGUCCUGCCCUCUCAGGUUCCUGUCAGUCUGCACAAACCCCUGACUGGAUGGUCUGUCACUGCUGUCAUUGCCUUCGUCCCCCUUCCUCGGAUGGCCUUAGCACCUCACCCUUCAUUCUCCAUCUGUCUCUUGCCAUUAGCUUUAUAAAUGCACAGCGGUGAUCUGUCGAAUACCUCACCCCACAGUUCCUCACUGUUCUGAAUUCAUCUGUAAGCUAGCGGAAACACAAUAUUAACUCAUUACCGGGCACUGUCUUUCUCCUUUGAGGCUUUCCAUAUACCAGGGGAUAUUGUAUAAAGUAACAAGGCUGUUUUAAGCAGCACACCAGAACCUGUGCAUCCGAACACGGUCCGCCCUUUCAGUUUGGCGGUCCGGGUUGUUGCUGUAGCGCUACCACUCCUCCCAACAUUUGGAAGACUUCUAGUCUUGAAUAGUAUCUCGUUUUUGACCAUUACCCACUUGUUCACCAGACUUGGAGUCGAGUCAUUUUUGGCUUUUUUUCCAAAGUCAGCUUCAAAAUGGGAAUUGAUUCCAUUAAUCCUAUGCCGAAGAAUAUGCUACACAUUCUGAAGAAGACGCCAGGAGAAUUUACACAACUUCACGCUGACUGUUCUGAACAGGGACAGCACUUACUAAUCAUGUUAUUUUAAGAUUGGUGUUUUUAAAAACCAGUCGUAAAAUCUUUCAUUGUAAAGGUCCAACAUUUAUAUCAUAAAUUCCUUCCCUAUAGAAUCCCUUCUGUAUCCUGCUAUGGCCCACCCUGACCACUGACAACAUCAAGGUUGUUCUACCUAUUUCAUUGAGCCAUUGAUACCCACCUGUCACAGGUCAUGCUUGGUUUCCUUGGUUUCCUUGGUUAACUGUUUCUAUUUUCUUUUUUUUUUUUAAGUUUAUUUAUUUUGAGAGAGAGAGAAUCCCAAGCAGGCUCAGCACUGCCAAUGCAGAGCCCAAUGUAGGGCUUGAACUCCUGAACUGUGAGAUUAUGACCUGAGCUGAAAUCAGAAGUCAGACAGUUAGCUGACUGAGCCACCCAGGCACCCCUCCUUGGUUAACUUUUUCAAAAUAGUGCUUUCCGUUAUCCUUUAUUUUCUUACUCUUUUUUUUUUUUUUUUUUUUUUUUUUGACUAUAGAUUCCCUUGCACUUGAAGGGAAUUCCAUUCCUCAUUCUCUUGUACUUGAAAUUUCAAGACACCAGGAAUAAAUCUGGUCUCUAGAUCCUUGUUCUCUGCGUACCCUCUGUAAGACACGAACUCUGCCUGAGGCCAGUGCUGCCCACAUGCGGGUCUUACAGGAUGGAGUCACUGUCCGAGGGAAGAUACGUGCACACGUGCACAGUCUCCCAGGCGAUUGAGGGGAGCACUUGUCCAGUGAGGGCUCUUAGAGUAACGUGUUGAAAUGACUGUAGGCACACCAGCUGACAUCUCUUUACUACAGUAAUGUGUAGCCAUGCUAUGCAUUAAAUCCACAAUUACUAAGCAUCUGGCCGAAUUCAGAGGAAAGAUGUGCCCUGAAAGAUCAGUGUUCUGGAAAGAAUAAGGACAGACUGGGACCUGAAGGAACUAUUGAAGUUGGUUCAGCUGCAUCCAGAAAUAGCCACAUGGUCUAAGAAGGUAGAAAAGGCUGUUGUUUAUUUGGGGCACACAUAGAAGUCCAUCCUUGGUCUCUGCUAAUCACUGUACCAGAAUGUGGUUGCUCCAUCUUUAUGACCUUGUUUUGAGCUCUUAACUGAGUGAUGUGUGCUAAAUUCCUUUAUAUCCUGCAGAUUCUAUUUUUAUGCUCUUGAUCUGAAAUGAACUGUUCACCAAUACCUUCUCCCAUCAUGAUCUUCUCAUUUUAGGACCUGGCAUGAUAAAGUGGUUCUUCUGUCACUCAGCUGCCAUCCAGCAUAGUCCUAGGAGAGGCGUCUCAGGCUUCAAAGGUUUACUCCAUUGAGCAAGUGGCAGUGCUAGAAUGUGGUGGAUGAUUGCCAUACACAGCAGUUAGCUUUACUCUUGGUUCUGAGACUCGAAAUAGUAAUAGCUGACAUUUAUUAAGUACGUACUGUGUGCCAAGCUCUAUGCUAAGUGUUUCUCAUGGUUAUGACACACAUUAUAUCUUGCAUUUUAUAGAUGAGGAAAUAAGCUUAGAGAAGUGACUGAGUUGACCAAGGUCAUGUAGCUGGGAAAUGACAGAGCAGGGGCUCUGCCCAACAGUGUCAGAUUCUGGAGCCUGUGCUGCUGACCACUGUGCUGUAUUGUCUCUAAUGAGCACACUGGCCCUGGCCAGCCAUUGGAAAAUCCAGUGUCCCUGGCCAUUGGAUAGGUAGCUACUGGGGAAGGGAAUGCAUAGUGGUACAGCACUGUGUAGUGCAGUUGAUUGAAAAUGUCAUUUUGAUUGAUGAUUCUAUCUUUAAAUGCUGAUACUUUUGAUGCUUUGUAGUAUUAGAAAGCUAAAUUGUACAAGUAAAGCAUGUUUAAAAGAGUAACUGGCAGGAUAAAGCAAUAAGGUACAGAUUCGAGUACAUUUCUCUAAACUGCCCCAAGGAAGUAGAAUUGUGGGGGGAAAUGAAAUGCCCAUGCGCCCAGCCAGGCAUAUGGUCCGUUGGGAUGACAGUAGUUAAGUUUACCUACAGUGUAAAAUGUGGAAAACCUUCAACUUCACUGCCCAUAUCCAGCUACCAUUCUGUUUUUCUUGUCAUUCAUGAUCUUUCAAACAUGUCAUCCAUUGUUCAACCCCAUUUUCUCAUUAAUAUAUUCUUAAAACUUCUUAUUGGCUUAUGUACUCAGCAUGCCACUGAAGUGUCCUAUGGACAAAUAUCAAUGCCUUUUCUAAGUUCUUGUCCUGUUUUGUUUUGUUUUUGAGAGAGAGAGAAAGCGAGCAUAUGAGCAGGAGAGGGGCAGAGAGAGAAUCCCAAGCAGGCUCUGCACUGUCAACAGGGAGCCCCAUGUGGGCCUCAAACUCAAGAAACUUGAGAUCAUGACCUGAGCCAAAAGCAAGAGUUGGACGCUUAACUGACUGAGCCACCCCCAGGCGCCCCUUGUCCUUGACCCAUAUUUCGCACUGUUGAGUAGGGACCCUGCAUCUCAGGGAUUCUUUUCUUUGGCUUGUGGGAUCUUUUUUGAUCAUUUUCCUCCUAAUUUUUAGCUUUUCUUUAUUAGUCUUUUUUCUCCACUGAAAAUAAUCUCCAUGUCUUGGUUUUAUCCAGUAUUUUUUCUGUAUUUGCUUCUAUUUAUCUAUUUUGAUUAUUUACACUUAACUUCUGUAUUUCAGUACUUUAAUUAUUUACCACCCUAUGGGUCAGUUACCUACAUAAUUUGAUAUUUGGGAACAGAACUCCUCACUCUUGUCCCCCAGCCUACAUUUUUCUUUUAAAUAGGCAUUAUUGCUUAGCUUCUUUACCCUGAAUAGACUCACUGCCCUUCAUAUUUCUUUAUUUUUUUUUUUUUAAAGUAGGCUCCACGCUCAGGGUAGGGCUCAAACUCAUGACCCUGAGAUCGUGUCCUGAGCUCCUCAGGCGCCCUGCCCUGUCUUGGAGUUGUCCUUUAGUCUUUUUCUGCUCUUCACUGUACGUGUCUCAAAUGUUGCUGAGUCAUUCCAGUUCUCCGUUUUCUCCUUGAGGCUGGAUCUUUUACAUUUCUGCCAUCCCCUGCAGCCUUCUGCAGAGCCAUGUCAUCUGAGGCCCCAGCUGUUGUAAUUCAUUCUGGUGUCCUUGCUUUCAAGACCCCCUUCAGUAACGCUUCUAAGGUGAUCCUCCUCAAAAUUCAUUUUCGCUCAGAAACGCUCAGCAGAUGAUUGCUGUCCCAGCAGUGGUGUUCCAGGUUCUCCCAUGUUUUGCCCUUCAUGUUUCACCUGCCUCAGCCUAAUUCUCUGGCAUAUUCACCUUGACUCUUCUUGUUCAAACUUCCGUGGCCUUCCACUGCUGUCUUACAAGCCCUUGCCUCCGUGCCUUUCUCAUGCAAUUUCUUUUGUUUGGAUUUUUUUUUUUUUUUUUGGCCCCACUUCUUACGCAUCCAUAUCUUCAAAGCCUAGCUUCUUUAUAUCUUCGAGUGGGCUCUCCCUGACUUCACCUCACACUGAGACCUCCCUUGUUCUGUGCUGCCUCAGCACUUACCCUUUGAGUUUGUACUGUGGUCCACGCACUUACUAAUAUGUUGCUUUGUAAUUAUUUUCUAGCUCUCUGUAUUGUAGUUUCACAUUUGUAUUUAUUUUCAGAAUUAAAUUGUAAGCUCCUUGAGGGCAGGAAUAACUUUUACAUUUGUAUCUCUGCACCCCCUAGUGCCUAGUACAGUGCUGAGCACACAGUAGGUGUUUAAUAAAUGCUUGUUGAAUCGU
Messenger RNA from Neofelis nebulosa (Clouded leopard), 9475 nucleotides. RefSeq lists its product as uncharacterized. The record is from RefSeq and is a predicted model, not a curated record. The transcript has 12 exons. NCBI's taxonomy places the organism in Eukaryota, Metazoa, Chordata, Mammalia, Carnivora, Felidae. Gene Ontology annotation, biological process: regulation of transcription by RNA polymerase II. Gene Ontology annotation, molecular function: DNA-binding transcription factor activity, RNA polymerase II-specific; RNA polymerase II cis-regulatory region sequence-specific DNA binding. Bases 514 to 4170 code for a protein of 1218 amino acids.